CGGGGCGGGCCCGCCAUGCGCUACAACGAGCGGGAGCUGCUGUCCCUGGCCCGCCAGCCCGCCGAGAAAGCGGCUGAGAUCCGCAUGAGCGUACCCAAGAAGGGCAGCGUGCUGAAGAAGCGCCUGGUGAAGCUCGUGGUGAAUUUUCUCUUCUAUUUCCGCACCGAUGAGGCUGAGCCCAUUGGAGCUUUGCUGCUGGAGCACUGCAAGAUCACCAAAGAGGAGGAGAACAUCUUCUCCAUCAGUUUCAUCGAGGAGCCAGAGAGGAAAUACUGCUUUGAGUGUGCCACGGAGGAGCAGUGCCAGGAGUGGGUCGAGGCACUCAAGAGAGCCAGCCCUCUCCAUGCGCUGUUCUUGUCUUACAGCUACGAGUUCCUGAGGAGGAGCCUGAUUUUCUACCGGAACGAGAUCCAGAAGAUGACAGGGAAGGACCCCCUGGAGCAGUAUGGAAUCUCUGAGGAAGCUCGUUUCCAGCUGGGAACACACAGGCAGUGACCCCCCCCCCCCCCCCCUUACCUGGCUGGAACUGGCUCCUGGCUCCACCCCAGCUCCCCACAGUGACCACGUGACUUUUUUAUUUAUUACCCAAAUGGUUUUGUACUUUUUUAAGUGAGCUCAUUGCACAUUCCCAGUUCCCCAGCUGGGGGGGCUGAGCUGCUCCAUGGAUGCUGCAGUGGGAGCAGAGCCCCAGCCCUGGGAUGAGUAGAGGCAGGGACUGACGGAGCUCCCAGCUCCUGCUCUCCUCCAGGACAUGCUGAGGCCACCUGAGCCAGCUCCAGCCCUUCUGCUCUCCCCUGUCCUGAGGGAGCUGCUGGGCUUCCCUGGCUCAGGAUCCUCCUGCAGUCCCAGGAGCCAUCAGCUCAUCCCUGGCUGUAAGAGGAUGUUGUGACUGAUGCAUCUCUGGGCUCCAGGGUUAACCCCCUCCGGGGAGGAGUGGGAAUUCCUCCAGCUCAGCCACAGCUCCAGCUGAUGGAGAGAGACAUCUGCUCCCCUGUGCCAAGGCAGAGCCCUGUGCAGCCACGGACUUUUGGGGUUUUCUUUUCCCUCCCCUGGGCAGGUGCUGGAAUUCUUGGGGGCUGGAUAAGCCCAUCCAAAAGAACAAAGCUGCAGAGCACGAGGGAACAAAGAUAGGGAGAGAUCCUUGUGCAGUAGUGCCUGUCUGCAGAGCUCUGCAGUGAUCCAGCUUCCCAGGGAGGAGAGGCAGAUGGAGAAGCUGGCAAAGGCAGGAGCUGCUCCCUUUGGCUGGAGGAUGGAGCUGCAGGACUGCACCAGCUCAGCCAGGCAUUAACCCUUCAUUCCCUGAGCCACUGCUGCAGCUUUUCUUCCCUCUGUGUGUCCCCUUUAUCCAAAGGGACAGACCAAAAAACUGUGCCAAAGUCACAGGGAAACAGGGAACCAGGGCUGCCUGUCCUGGAGCUCCUGCUGGGAAGAGAUAAGGACUAGGAACAACACCCUGUAGGAUCAGCCCUGGCUCCAGCUGCACCAAGGAAAACUGCCCAGAAAUGAGGGAUGGAGGACACUCCCCACACCCAGGGCUGCAGCAGACCCAGAUUCUUGACUGCCAGAGCAGCUUCCCUGGAACCAGCCCAGGAAAAGCUUCUGGGAGGGUCCCAGGUGUCACUGUCAGAGGUUACUGGCAGCAGGAACGGGGCUGGGGCAGGGCAGGGGCUUGGCCUGGGCCUGGGGGAGCUGCAGCUCUGGGUAUGGUUCCCCUCCAGCUGCCCAGCCUGGGGAGGGGGUGGAGCAGCCUCUGAGCUGGGAUUGAAGGGAAUUUUGGGGUCUUUUCCUCCUUGGCUGGGAAUUAAUGCCCAAACCAGAGCCCACACUGCAGCCUUUGGUAUCCUGGUGUUCCCACUUUACCUCAUGCAGCUGAGUACCAGGAGUGACACUUGUCACUGUUGCUUUUGUUUUUAUCUCCAAGCUGAGAUUUUCCUUUUCCCUCCACAGACACUCCAUUUCCUUUGAAUCAUUCCAGGUGCUUGCUUCAGAAAUUACCAAAAUAAGCCAAGGGCAGCUGCCCUGGGGGACCAGCCGAGGGCAGCAGGGAGGGAGCAGAAUCCGGGGGGGGGUUGCCAACAGAUGGCAGCUCCAGGGGAAGAAGCAGCAAGGGAUUAAAAGCAGGAACACACAGGAGCUGUGCUUUAGGGAAUCGGUAUCCUUGGAUGACCCCAAAGUGCAUUUUAAUCCUGUCCAGCCUGCGUUUUUACAAACCAGAGCUGAGUUCUCAGCUGGGCUGCCACCACUGUAGCAAAUGUGUCACCUGUGCCUUGCAGGACUUGGUGGCCUCUUCUCUGGACACCUUUCCGCAGGUGGGGCUGCCACCCUCCAGUGUCACUGUGCAGAAAAUGGGUGUUUUAUUUGCUGUUCCAGGGAACAGUUGGGUGAGCAAGAGCAAAGCCCAACACUGAUUUAAAUGUUCAUCACCAAUGACAUUUCUUAACUGAAUGUACAACAAAAGCUGUGAAGAGUUACCAGGGCCAGGCCAGGCCCAGGGACUCAGAUCUGUUGUAGGGCAG
Molecule: messenger RNA, 2516 nt
Organism: Cinclus cinclus
Lineage: Eukaryota; Metazoa; Chordata; Aves; Passeriformes; Cinclidae
Gene: PLEKHJ1
Product: pleckstrin homology domain containing J1
Exons: 6
Coding region: 16-495 (159 amino acids)
Biological process (GO): endosome organization; retrograde transport, endosome to Golgi; receptor recycling
Cellular component (GO): recycling endosome; early endosome; trans-Golgi network
Source: RefSeq, a predicted model, not a curated record